UGCAAAUGAGCGUCGCGGCCGCGCGUUGUGUGUGCGCAGCCGGUCCGGGCCUGCAGACGGCUGUGUGUCAGUGAAAGAGAGUAGGGUGUGGGCCCCGGAGCUUGUACUAUUGGCAGGCGACGUUCGAGAAAAGGGGACUCGGAGUAUUACAGUGAAAAUAUCUACGGAGUGCAAGCAACAAGGCUAAAGGAAAAGGACGGGAGGGAAGGACCCAGGGCUGGGAAGGGGGUGGGAAUGAAGAUGGCGGACGCCAAGCAGAAGAGGAACGAACAGCUGAAGCGCUGGAUCGGCUCUGAGACUGACUUGGAGCCGCACGUCAUCAAGCGGAAGAAGACCAAGGUAAAAUUCGACGAUGGAGCCGUCUUCCUGGCUGCCUGUUCCAGCGGAGACAGCGAGGAGGUGCUCAAGCUGCUGGACCGUGGGGCUGACAUAAACUACGCAAAUGUAGACGGACUCACCGCCCUGCAUCAGGCCUGCAUUGACGAUAACCUGGAUAUGGUCAAGUUUCUUGUGGAGAAUGGAGCCAGUAUUAAUCAACCAGAUAAUGAAGGCUGGAUACCACUGCAUGCUGCUGCUUCCUGUGGAUAUCUUGACAUAGCAGAAUAUUUAAUUAGUCGAGGAGCUAAUGUAGGGGCAGUAAAUAGUGAAGGAGACACUCCACUAGACAUUGCUGAGGAAGAGCCCAUGGAAGAACUCCUUCAGAAUGAAGUAAAUCGGCAAGGUAUCGAUGUUGAGGCAGCUAGAAAAGAGGAGGAAAGGAUUAUGCUUCGAGAUGCAAGACAGUGGCUGAAUAGUGGCCAUAUAAAUGAUGCCAGACACCCAAAAUCAGGAGGUACAGCACUCCAUGUUGCUGCUGCUAAAGGUUAUGCAGAGGUUUUAAAGCUUUUAAUUCAAGCCGGUUAUGAUGUUAAUAUUAAAGAUUUUGACGGUUGGACACCGCUCCAUGCUGCGGCUCACUGGGGCAAAGAAGAGGCUUGUAGAAUACUUGUAGAAAACUUUUGUGACAUAGACGCCAUUAACAAAGUGGGUCAAACUGCUUUUGAUGUUGCUGACGAAGAUAUUUUAGGCUAUUUGGAAGAACUGCAAAAGAAGCAGAAUCUGCUCCUAAAUGAUAAACAAGAUAAGUCGCCGCUAAUCGAGUCUUCUACUACAGAAAACAACCAGUCUUUGAAAACACUGAAAAACAAAGAAACUUUGAUUAUUGAGCCUGAAAAGACUGUGAGUACCAUCGAGUCACUUGAGCAAGAGAAAGCUGAUAAUGAGGAUGAAGGGAAGAAAGAUGAAUCUAGUUGCUCUAGUGAAGAAGAGGAGGAGGAAGACUCAGAGUCUGAGGCAGAAACUGAUAAAACCAAACCUUCAGCACUUGUAAACAGUACAAGCAGCAGCAGCACACAGCUGACGACUGUCACAACUCCAACACCUACAGUCCCAUCUGGUCAAGUCACACCUACAUCACCAGUGAAAAAGUUCCCUACUCUGGCAAACAAAGUUUCUCCUAAAGAGGAGGAACGGAAAGACGAGUCUCCGGCCUCUUGGCGUUUAGGACUGCGUAAAACCGGAAGCUAUGGUGCUUUAUCUGAGAUAACUGCUUCCAAGGAAGGUCAAAAGGAAAGGGAUUUCACUGGAGUCAUGCGCUCAGCCUCAAGUCCCAGACUUUCAUCUUCUUUAGACAAUAAAGAAAAGGAGAAAGAUGGUAGAGGUACAAGGUUUGCAUAUGUAGCUCCAACAAUACCAAGGCGUCUUGCAAGUACCUCAGAUAUUGAAGAAAAAGAAAACAGGGAUUCUUAUUUUGGCUUCUUGCGCAGUGGUGGGUCUUACACCAGGCGAAAAUGGGAUGACGAUCUGAAAAAGAAUAGUUCCGUUAAUGAACUCUUGAACACAAGUUAUCAACGAAGUAGCUCUUUUGGUAGAAGACAAGACGAUUUGAUUAGUUCUAGUGUAUCGAGUACUACUUCUGGGUCUACACCAUCAGUUACCUCUUCUGGACUUACAAGGAGUCUUUCUAGCACUAUUGGCACUACCAGGUAUUCAGUUGGCUCUUCUGGUUUAAGCAGCGCCUCAAACCGUUUAUGGGCAGACGAUAGUUCUGAAAAAGACAAGGACAGUGUCCCUACGGCAGUCACCAUUCCUGUUGCACCAACUGUUGUAAAUCCCACCACUACUUUAACCACAGUGACCACAACUUCCACUGGCACUGUUCCUUCCUCAGCGGAAGUCAGGGAAAGGCGCAGGUCAUAUCUCACUCCAGUUCGUGAUGAAGAAUCAGAGUCCCAAAGAAAAGCUAGAUCAAGGCAAGCCAGACAGUCCAGGAGAUCAACCCAGGGUGUAACAUUAACAGACCUUCAAGAGGCAGAGAAAACAAUUGGUAGAUCCCGCCCCAUCCAGACUAGGGAACAAGAAAGCGAAGAAAAAGAAAAGCAAGACAAAGAAAAGCAAGAAGACAAAAAAGAAUCUGAAACCAAGAAUGAUGACUAUAGGCCAAGAUAUUCCAGAAGUAUAGAAGAUACUUUGCGAAGUAGACCGCUUUCAUCAAGCACCACUACAUCUACACCAUCCCUGUCCUCCGGUAGUUCUCUUUACACGUCUAGUCAACUGAAUCGACCCAAUAGCCUUACUGGUGUAUCUUCUUCUUAUUUAAACUACUCAAGGAUUUCAUCAAGGGAUUCUGAGAAAGAUGGUGAAAAGAAAGAAGAUGAAAGAGACUCUGAGGAUAAAUCUCAAUCUAAAUCAAUUAGAGAAAGGCGACGACCUAGGGAAAAGAGAAGAUCAACAGGAGUUUCCUUUUGGACUCAGGAUAGUGACGAAAAUGAGCAAGACCAUCAAUCUGAUGCAGAGGAGGAAACUUACGGAAAAGAUAGUCAAGUUGAUACCCUUUCAAGGUACACCACUGGACAUGCAAGUUCUAUCAGUGACCGUUAUGAUCACAUCAUUGGCCAAUCUGGACCUUCCAGUUACUCGGAAACCAGAAGACUUUAUCAUAGUAGACUAGAUAAAGAUUCAACAGAUUUUAAAAAGAUGUAUGAACAGAUUAUAGUGGAAAAUGAAAAACUGAAGGCCCAGUUGCAUGACACCAACUUGGAACUAACGGAGCUCAAGUUACAGCUUGAAAAAGCAACUCAGAGACAAGAGCGAUAUGCUGACAGAUCUCUCUUAGAAAUUGAGAAAAGGGAAAGACGAGCCCUGGAGAGACGGAUCUCUGAAAUGGAAGAAGAACUUAAAAUGCUACCUGACCUGAAAGCAGACAACCAGAGGCUAAAAGAUGAAAACGGGGCCUUAAUCAGAGUUAUCAGCAAACUUUCCAAAUAAUCCAAGGUCUACGGCAGCAGCGACUUGGCAUUGCACAUCUGUAACUCCGGGGGAACACCACGUGGCGCUCACUGGACUUUGAGGGAAUGUACCUUGGCAACGCUAACAAUCCUGCCAAACUCCCUCUUACCUGUAACUUCCCCCCUCGUUUUUGUACAAAGAAAAGAAAAACAUUGUUUUGUAUUAAAGCGCAGCUGCUGAGAAGUGAAACGACUAUGAAUUCUUGUUUACAGUUACAACGUGCAAGGAAAAUGUUCAAGGCAGACGCCUCCAAUAUUUAACCAGUAAGCCUUAGCUGUACAUAAACCUUUUGCAAUCAAAAUGCUUUCUGCUACCACGGAAGAGAGUUACAACACCGUAUUUUUUUUUGUUUUUGUGCCACAAACUUCCAUUUCUUCCCUCCCACGUUCUUUUUACUUUUUAUGUAUUUUUUGUUGAUAUUUUAACUCUAAAAUGCGUGCCAGUGUUUUUCUUAAUGCGCUGCAGAUGCCGCUUGUUGCUUGCUGUAACACCAGCUCCCCUAGGCUAUCCGUGGCUGCUCUGGUAAUUACUAUAGGCGGCUGUCUUCAUUGUGCAAUAUGCAUUUAUUUCCUAUACAAGAAGCUAGCACCAUGUUUUCCUUCCCGUUAUCACGUUUUAAGAUCCUUUGCAGAAUGCUUUAUUCUUCACCCUCAUUUUUAGCAGGUACUGACUGUGUGUGUGUGUGUAUAUAUUUGUGUGCGUGUGUAUAUAACUAUAUAUAGAUAUCCCAGAUGAUAUCUAAGUAUAAGUAUAUAUGCUGGACCUGUAUUAUUUCCAGACCACUGUGUGGCAUGCUCAAAAUGUCCCUCUCUGCAACGUCUGUUACUCCUAUAUAGUGAUCUUAAUAAAGCUCAGUAAUUUUAUGGUAUAUUGUCUUUUUUAUGGAGGCGUAACUUUAGAGCUAUUAUUGUAAAGUAUUCCGAUUUGUUUUCAUUUUAAGUCACAGAUUAUUAAAUGUAUGUAACUGUUUUCACUACAUUUCAUGUUUCUUUUGAGUGCUGUCCAUAUGAUUUGUGCUAGCCAGGUUGGUGUCACUAAGCUUACCCCCUAACGCACUCUUUAACAGCAUAUGCACUGUUGCCAUGUCAGAAGGCAUGUAAUGUAAUACACCACCAUAUCCGUUUUCUACAUUUCAGUGGCCUUUUUUUUCUGAAAUUAACAACUAUUCUAAAUAUGUAUGUGUAUACGGCUAAGUGAGCAUUGUUUUUGUUAGAGACGGCUUUUUUUUAUAUAUAUUUUCACUGAUCCAUGAAAGACGAUGGCUUAUUACUGGCACAUAAACUAUCUAAUCCAUUGAAAACCGCUCAACAGAUUAAAAAUGUAAAUUGUAAAGCUUGCUCCAGCUUAUUGUAUUGUUGAUUAUAUUGUAUACUAUAUUAAAUGUGAAUUUGUACCCCUUUCAUUUACAGAAAAAGGUCAUUGUGAUCAACUGCCUAUUUUUAAUUUGUGGGUUUUCCUUUUUGGCAAUCCAAACUUGCUGUUGUCUUUUUGGUUUCUCAGUUUUCUGGAGAUACAUGGUCUUGCUCGUACUGCCAAGCUCAGGAUUCUUGAUAUAUAUAUAUUUUUAAGGUACAGCGGCAUUUGUGGGAGUUACUGUGUUUAUUUUGAUAUGUAUGCGGCAUGUUAAGAAGUUGCAUCAAAUAACGCAAAGUCAAAACUGUUCAACAAACCGUUGCAAAAUUCUGUUUCUGCAACGUAUGUGAUGCAAGUUAAAUUUUGUGGAUUAUAUUUGGCAAAAAUUGGGGUGUCUGUGGGGUAUGAUUAAAUAUUUCUAAUUUAGUAUUUUAUAUCUAGGUUAUUUAUUUAUCAGAAACAGAUUGGUUACUGUGCUACAUAGGGUUUUAUUGGUAGUACAGAGCAGGCUUUGUAUCUGCAUGAAACUAGUUAAAAACCUAAUCUUUCCAUGGAAGAAAUGUAUUUUGACAUAUACGAAUAAAAAUGAAUAAAACUUU
Messenger RNA from Spea bombifrons (plains spadefoot toad), 5279 nucleotides. It is a transcript of the gene PPP1R12A, whose product is annotated as protein phosphatase 1 regulatory subunit 12A. Gene Ontology annotation, cellular component: A band; Z disc; cytoplasm. The record is from RefSeq and is a predicted model, not a curated record. NCBI's taxonomy places the organism in Eukaryota, Metazoa, Chordata, Amphibia, Anura, Pelobatidae. The transcript is spliced from 25 exons. The coding region runs from base 235 to 3306 and encodes 1023 amino acids. Gene Ontology annotation, biological process: signal transduction. Gene Ontology annotation, molecular function: phosphatase regulator activity; enzyme inhibitor activity; protein kinase binding.